This is a messenger RNA of Myzus persicae (green peach aphid), 2089 nucleotides long. Its product is annotated as semaphorin-2A-like. The transcript has 4 exons. Bases 76 to 696 code for a protein of 206 amino acids. The record is from RefSeq and is a predicted model, not a curated record. NCBI's taxonomy places the organism in Eukaryota, Metazoa, Arthropoda, Insecta, Hemiptera, Aphididae.
UAUUUUAUUUUGUUUUUCCAGCACAAAGCCCUGUACGUUGCUUCCGACGAGAGCGUCCGACAGAUAUACUUGUCAAUGUGCACUCACCGGUACGACAGCUGCUUGCGGUGCGUCCACGACCCGUAUUGCGGAUGGGACAAACAGUCCAAGACCUGCAAACCCUACCAGCCAGGGCUCCUGCAGGACGUGACCAACUCGUCGCGAAGCGUGUGCGAAAGCUCGGUGGUCAACAAGAGGCUGACCGUGACGUUCGGCCAGAGCGUGCACCUCAGCUGUUUCGUGAAAAUGCCGCAAGUGCUAAAGGUAUACCCGGUCACCUGGUACCACCACAGCAAGGAAAAGGGACGGUACAUGGUCUCGUUCAGCCGAGUGGAAAAAUAUAUUGCGACCGUCGAAGGUGGCAUGGUGAUCGUCGGAGCAUCGGAAGAGGACGGCGGCCGAUACGACUGUCAGCUGGCCGGCGCCCUGUUGUGCACGUUCAACUUGACGGUGGACGCGCAUCGGUGUUCGCCACCGGCCCGGUCGUCUGACUACCAUCGGGUGUACUCGGACUGGUGCCACGAGUUCCAGAAGUAUAAGAGCGCGAUGAAAUCUUGGGAGAAAAAACAAGCUCAAUGCAGUAGCUCAAGACAAAACGAGACCGCGAUUGCCCAGGGUCUCCUGUCAAACGAAUUAAACGCAAGCCCGGCCCUAUAAGGAGGAUACUAUACACGAGAAUAUACGAGGUGCAAGCAACCGUCGCCACUACCACCACAGCCACCACAAACACCAUCCCCAUCCCAUGUUCACGCUAUAAUAUAUAUAUAUAUAUAUAUAUGUAUAUUGUAUUAUAAUAUGCGUUAAUGUUAUGAUAAUAUACCGUCAUCGUCGUGUCAGUCGUUCCACCGCCGCGGAAAAAUAAGUAAAAAAAUGUAAUAACAAUAUAUAAUAUAUAUUGAAUGAGGUAAAAGCGCCAUCAUAAAUAGUCGUCGUCGUCGUCGUCGUCGUCAUAGUCGUUAAGUAUAAUAUAGUAUAAGAGGAUUUUUUUUUUUAAUUUUAAUGCAGAUUCACGUAUAUAAUAUAUAAUAUACACCUGUAGGUAUAUAGGUGUUUGUACCUAAAAUACGUAAUACAUGGAAUGUAUGUACUCGUGUAUACGUAUAUAUAUUGUAUAUAAUGAUAUGUAUAAUGUAUAUUGUGUACUUUGUAUAUUAAUAAUUAGAAUUUAAUGUACAGACUGCCUAUAUAAGCUUUAAACUAUAACCGCGACGAGCGACGGCCGAUAUUAUACUAUACCUUUUUUUUUAACGAUAUAUACAUAUUUUAUCUACAAUCUUCUGUGAUAAUGUAGCUGUUAGGUUUUUUUUUAAUAAAUAUAUGGAAAUAAUAUGUUAUUAUACUACCCAAUUAGGCAUAAUAUUUUAUAAUAUGAUAGAGUGAGCUUCAUAUUAUUUUUUCCGUUUUAUUUUUUUACAAUUUUUUUUCAAUUUUUUUGCGUGGCUCUUUAUUAUUAUACAUAUAACAGUAAAGUUAUGGUGCUUCGUUAUAGCAAUACACGGUCGUGACGUUAUAAACAUAACACUAUUUUCAUUAUAGUGUGUAGGACCUAUAUCAUGAUUACAUUUUUGUAUUAUUUUGUAUUAUUUUAUUACUAUUAUUAUUAUUAUUAUUAUUAUUAUUAUUAUUAUGAUUAUUAUUACGACUAUUAUUAUUAUUAUGUAUUUAUUUUGACAAUAAGACUCGGUUAUCACUAAGUAUAUUAUUAUUACCUCCCCCCACACUCUUAGCGUAAUACAAUCAACUUUGUAUUUUUUAGUUAUAUUAGUUUGUUAAAAUUAUCUCUGUUCGCUUAAUUAAAUAAUGUACUUAAAUUAUAUUUAUUUGUAUAAAUUAUUAUUGUUUCCGAUGCGAUUAGAGCCUUAAGCGAGCUCAAUAUAUUUUUUAAAAUAAGGUUUAAAAAAAAAAUUACAGUUAGCACAGUACAUAAUUCCAACAAAAAUUGUAUACCUACACUGCGUAGCGUCUAGACCUAGCCAACAGUAACGCUUAGGCACUAUCCCGGCGCUAAAUUUAUUAAAUAAUUAUAUGAAAACAAAAAACAAAAAAAAAA